Molecule: messenger RNA, 6492 nt
Organism: Chionomys nivalis (European snow vole)
Lineage: Eukaryota; Metazoa; Chordata; Mammalia; Rodentia; Cricetidae
Gene: Tnks2
Product: tankyrase 2
Exons: 27
Coding region: 306-3806 (1166 amino acids)
Biological process (GO): protein localization to ciliary inversin compartment
Cellular component (GO): ciliary inversin compartment
Molecular function (GO): NAD+ poly-ADP-ribosyltransferase activity; protein binding
Source: RefSeq, a predicted model, not a curated record
CGCGCCCCCAGGACCCGAACGAGCUGGCAGGAGUGGUCUCGGCUGCUUCCGCCGCCGCGUCGCUCCAGGGCUCGGCGGGCGUGUUCGCGCUGCGUCCGCCGCGGUGGGGCAGCCGGGGGUCACGGAGUCGUGGCGGGGGCGCGCGGCGACGCGGCCAUGGGCCUGCGGCGGCUCUGGUGACAGCGGGGAGCCGAGCGGCCCGGGCCCUGAGCGCGUCUCCUGCGGGGAGCCUCGCCCUCCUGCUCGCGGGGCCGGGGCUCCUGCUGCCUUUGCUGGCGCUGCUGCUGGCGGCGGCGGCCAGGAUCAUGUCUGGUCGCCGCUGCGCCGGCGGGGGCGCGGCCUGCGCGAGCGCCGUGGCCGAGGCCGUCGAGCCGUCCGCCCGCGAGCUGUUCGAGGCUUGUCGCAACGGGGACGUGGAGCGAGUGAAGAGGCUGGUGACGCCCGAGAAGGUGAACAGCCGCGACACGGCGGGCAGGAAGUCCACCCCGCUCCACUUCGCCGCAGGUUUUGGACGGAAGGAUGUAGUUGAAUAUCUGCUUCAGAAUGGUGCAAAUGUGCAAGCACGUGAUGACGGGGGUCUUAUUCCUCUUCAUAAUGCAUGCUCUUUUGGUCAUGCUGAAGUAGUCAACCUCCUUUUGCAACAUGGUGCAGACCCAAAUGCUCGAGAUAAUUGGAAUUAUACUCCUCUCCACGAAGCUGCAAUUAAAGGAAAAAUUGAUGUUUGCAUUGUGCUUUUACAGCAUGGAGCUGAGCCAACCAUCCGAAAUACAGAUGGGAGAACAGCAUUGGAUUUAGCAGACCCAUCCGCCAAAGCUGUUCUGACUGGUGACUAUAAGAAAGAUGAACUCUUGGAAAGUGCCAGGAGUGGCAAUGAGGAAAAAAUGAUGGCUCUGCUUACACCAUUGAAUGUCAACUGCCAUGCAAGUGAUGGCAGAAAGUCAACUCCAUUGCAUUUAGCAGCAGGAUACAACAGAGUAAAGAUUGUACAACUGUUACUGCAACAUGGAGCUGAUGUCCAUGCUAAAGAUAAAGGUGAUCUGGUACCAUUACACAAUGCCUGUUCUUACGGUCAUUAUGAAGUAACUGAACUUCUGGUCAAGCAUGGUGCCUGUGUAAAUGCAAUGGACUUGUGGCAGUUUACUCCUCUUCAUGAGGCAGCUUCUAAGAAUAGGGUUGAAGUGUGUUCUCUUCUCCUGAGUUACGGGGCAGAUCCAACACUGCUGAAUUGUCACAAUAAAAGUGCCAUAGACUUGGCUCCCACUCCACAAUUGAAGGAAAGAUUGUCAUAUGAAUUCAAAGGCCACUCAUUGCUGCAGGCUGCACGGGAAGCUGAUGUUACAAGAAUCAAAAAACAUCUUUCUCUGGAAAUGGUGAAUUUCAAACAUCCUCAAACACAUGAAACAGCAUUGCAUUGUGCUGCUGCAUCUCCAUAUCCCAAAAGAAAGCAAAUAUGUGAACUGCUGCUAAGAAAGGGAGCAAACACCAACGAAAAGACUAAAGAAUUCUUGACUCCUCUGCAUGUGGCGUCUGAAAAAGCUCACAAUGACGUUGUUGAAGUAGUGGUGAAGCAUGAAGCAAAGGUUAAUGCUUUGGACAGUCUUGGACAGACGUCAUUACACAGAGCCGCACACUGUGGCCAUCUGCAGACCUGCCGCCUGCUGCUGAGCUAUGGGUGUGAUCCGAACAUCAUAUCCCUCCAGGGUUUCACUGCCUUGCAGAUGGGAAAUGAAAAUGUGCAGCAGCUGCUUCAAGAGGGCAUCUCACCAGGUCACUCAGAGACAGACAGACAGCUGCUUGAAGCUGCAAAGGCUGGUGACGUAGAAACUGUAAAGAAACUGUGUACUGUUCAGAGUGUCAACUGUAGAGACAUAGAAGGACGUCAGUCAACGCCACUCCAUUUUGCAGCUGGGUACAACAGAGUGUCUGUGGUGGAAUACCUGCUGCAGCAUGGGGCUGACGUGCAUGCGAAAGACAAAGGAGGCCUUGUGCCUUUGCACAAUGCAUGUUCUUAUGGACACUAUGAAGUUGCAGAACUUCUUGUCAAGCAUGGAGCAGUAGUUAACGUAGCUGACUUGUGGAAGUUCACACCUUUACAUGAAGCUGCAGCCAAAGGGAAGUAUGAAAUAUGCAAGCUUCUGCUCCAGCAUGGUGCGGAUCCUACAAAGAAAAACCGGGAUGGUAAUACUCCUCUGGAUCUUGUUAAAGAUGGAGACACAGAUAUCCAAGAUCUACUUAGAGGUGAUGCAGCUUUGCUGGAUGCUGCCAAGAAGGGUUGUUUAGCCAGAGUGAAGAAAUUGUCUUCACCUGAUAAUGUAAACUGCCGCGAUACCCAAGGUCGGCAUUCUACACCUUUACACUUGGCAGCUGGCUACAAUAAUUUGGAAGUUGCAGAGUAUUUGUUGCAACAUGGAGCUGAUGUGAAUGCCCAAGACAAAGGAGGGCUCAUCCCUUUACAUAAUGCAGCAUCGUAUGGGCAUGUAGACGUAGCAGCUUUACUGAUAAAGUACAAUGCGUGUGUCAAUGCCACGGACAAAUGGGCUUUCACACCGUUACAUGAAGCAGCCCAAAAGGGACGGACACAGCUUUGUGCUUUAUUGUUGGCCCAUGGAGCUGAUCCUACUCUUAAAAAUCAAGAAGGACAAACACCUUUAGAUUUAGUUUCAGCAGACGAUGUCAGCGCUCUCUUGACAGCAGCUAUGCCCCCCUCUGCUCUACCUUCAUGCUAUAAACCUCAAGUGAUCAAUGGUGUGAGGAGCCCUGGAGCUACCACAGAUGCUCUGUCUUCAGGUCCAUCCAGCCCUUCAAGCCUUUCUGCAGCUAGCAGUCUUGACAACUUAUCUGGGAGUUUUUCUGAACUGUCCUCAGUAGUUGGUUCAAGUACAACAGAAGGUGCUGCCAGUUUGGAAAGAAAAGAAGAUCCAGGAGUAGAUUUCAGUAUAACUCAGUUCAUAAGGAAUCUUGGGCUUGAGCACUUAAUGGAUAUAUUUGAGCGAGAACAGAUCACCUUGGACGUGCUAGUUGAGAUGGGGCACAAGGAGCUGAAAGAGAUUGGAAUCAAUGCUUAUGGACAUCGACACAAGCUGAUUAAAGGGGUUGAAAGACUAAUCUCUGGACAACAAGGUCUUAAUCCAUAUUUAACUCUAAACAACUCUGGUAGUGGAACAAUUCUCAUAGAUCUGUCUCCUGAUGAUAAAGAAUUUCAGUCUGUGGAGGAAGAGAUGCAAAGUACUGUUCGAGAGCACAGAGAUGGAGGCCAUGCAGGUGGCAUCUUCAACAGAUACAAUAUCCUCAAGAUUCAAAAGGUUUGUAACAAGAAAUUAUGGGAAAGGUAUACACACCGGAGAAAAGAAGUUUCCGAAGAAAACCACAACCAUGCGAAUGAAAGGAUGUUGUUUCAUGGGUCUCCUUUUGUGAACGCAAUUAUCCACAAGGGCUUUGAUGAAAGGCAUGCAUACAUAGGUGGCAUGUUUGGAGCUGGAAUUUAUUUUGCUGAAAACUCUUCCAAAAGCAAUCAGUAUGUAUAUGGAAUUGGAGGUGGCACUGGAUGUCCAAUUCACAAAGACAGAUCUUGUUACAUUUGCCACAGGCAGCUGCUCUUUUGCCGAGUGACCUUAGGAAAGUCUUUCCUGCAGUUCAGUGCAAUGAAAAUGGCACAUUCUCCUCCCGGCCAUCACUCAGUCACUGGGCGGCCCAGUGUAAACGGCCUGGCGUUAGCCGAGUAUGUGAUUUACAGAGGAGAACAGGCUUAUCCUGAAUAUUUAAUUACUUACCAGAUUGUAAGGCCUGAAGGUAUGGUUGACGGCUGAAACCAAUUCCACCAAACGUUCCGAAGCAGCUGAUGGCCUCUUAAGGUUCACUCCUUGGCUGGAAAAAAAAUUCAUCCUGGCUACAAGCCUGUGGCAAAAAUGAUAAAAAUGUGAAAGAAGCUUAACAUUCUGACUUGAUAAAGCUUUAAUAAUGUACAGUGUUUCUAAGUAUUUCCUGUUUCUCAGCACUUUAACAGAUGCCAUUCCAGGUUCAACUGGGUUUAUCUGUACUAAAUUAUAAACAGUUAACUUGAAUCUUUUAUACAUUGUGUAUUGAUUCUAACAAAAAUGGUGAUGCCCUCAACAGAACUCAUUUUACUAAUCAGUCCUGUGUUCUUUAAAACACAGCAUUUACACUGAAUACAAUUUCGUUUGUAAAAUGUAAAUAAGAGCUUUUGUACUAGCCCGAUAUUUAUUUACAUUGCUUUGUACUAUAAACUGUUCUAGAGCUGCAGCGGUUUACAGAGUAUUUUCAUAUGUGUUGCUCAUCUGUGUUUUCAUCUGUCAUCGCCUGAGUGAUCGCUGCAUUUGAUUCCAGAGGCUGCUCGGUUGCUGGUGGAGACUUAGUGGGAAAACAUUGAUUUAUCAAAUUUAAUUUGCCUGAUGGAAGCAUUUCUCUCACAAGAAAUACUUUCUCAUUUAAGAAUUUUGUGACUACUCUGGGAAUUUCUUUUGUGAUGCCUUUGUAUCUACAAGGCACACAUUCCAGAGAGCUCUGGUGGGGACUGAUGGCUCAAGAAGCCUUUUCGAUGGCCUCAAACUCGAGUUCUUGCUUUAGAGAGCUUUCUGAUGUUCUGAACAUCAGAGCACGCUCCCGCAAGGUUUCAAGAGGCCUAAGCCUUGGCUCUGAUCUUGGAAUGUAAGUAGAAGUUCAGUUUUAGUUAAGGGGAAGGCAAUCCUGAGCAAUUUCCCAAUCAGUUCUAACAACCUCAGUCUAAAAGGGAGGAAUAGUGAGUGGAAGUGGGUCUUUUCUUUCUCUCUCUCUCUUGUUUUUUUUUUUUUUUAAAGUUUUUCUUGAUCUUUUGGUUGUAUUUAUGGCCAAGUCUACUUAUCAUGAGUAAACACAACCCAGAACCAUGAGUGUGAGUAUAUCCGUCUAUGGGCCUCUGGAAUGGGCAAACCCAGUGCUUCCUACUCCUUCCAAGGCAUUCUGCCCAGUUGGAAAUACGCCGUCACGGGCUUAUGUUCAGCAUGGCAGCUGUGGGAGAAGUUACUUCCCUGACAGGCCACUCUAGACUGUUCUAACGUAAGCCCUAUAAUCGCCUUGCACAGAGGCCUACCUUCCUGCAGUACACUCAGACAUCAAGGAGAGAUUUUACCCACCUAAGUCUUUGUAAAUGAGGAUGUCCUCUUUCCUCUCUGCAACACUUUAUCUUUGUUUCACAUUUACUUGUCUCUUAAUAGAAACUCGUACAUAUAGUUGCUCAAAAGUCAAAAGUCAAAUUUACUGUCUAUGAAUUAGGAGAAAUGUAUUUCUGGAUUUAUUCCUCUGAUGUAAAUUGUGGUUAAGGAUUAAGUGGUUAAAACCUGAUCUGGAAAUGCUUUUAUACAGCUCUCUAUUAAUUACAAAUGUGAUCCUAAAAUCAUUUCUUGAAACAUAAAAAGAGUAUGCCAAAUUUUAUAAGAUUUUCAGGUUCUGUAAGCUUUUGGGUUUUAUAGUUAAAAGAUAGUGAAAUUAAUUAAUGGGGCUUUAUAUUUACAUACUUCUCAAGUUUGGCCUAUAUUAUACUCUGUGUGGAUCUGGAAUUGUUUCUCAUGUAAAAUCAUGUUGUUAUGAGCUGUGUUACCUCCUCUAACCCAUUGCUUACUUGUGUUGUUUUCCACUGUGGUAAAUGCGCUAGCAUGGCAGUGUUUAUUGGGAGCUGGGAAUUUGGGGGUGUGGUUUAGUGCUUUGCAUGAAAUAUCUUACUUUAUAAUGAUGGAAUUGUUUUUUCUUUUGCCUUGUGAUUUUUUUUGAAGUGAAUUUAAUUUGUGUGUGUGUCGUGCUCUUCCGCCCAUCUGUGUCUCACUUGUAUCACAUUCCAUGCCCUCACUUAAUUCUUAAUAAACUGUUUACUUGUUUUCUGGGUAGCAUGAUAAUUACUGGAGUAGUGUAAAUGUGUUGAAUGGUCUUUGAGAAAUUCAUUGAGAUUAUAGUAAAUCAUAAUUUCAGGAAAACAGUGUAUUUUGAGUCUGAUAGUGUCAGGGUGCAGCAUAAAUGUAAAAUGUUGACUGUUGUGGCCAUACUUAUUCAGAUCUUUAUGAUAAAAGUAAGAUGUGUUUGGACGUUUACACCAUCCAAGAUGACGUUGCUGGUCCUAAAAAUUCAUGAAAUUCAGUCUGCUUAGCUUAUAAAGAGAAAUAUAUUUUUGUUUUCUAUGUCAAAAACAUUCUUGAUAAGUUUCCGAAUCCCAGUCAUAUUUUUUCUCAAGAAGGAAAAAAAGUGGUGUAUUUUCUAUUUCCGUGUGCUAAUGACCUGUAUGUAAUCAGUCCUCAGUGUUCCAUAAGAAGAGAGUAAUGGUACAGGUAUCCCCGAGUCUCACUUUGAAGUCUAUUUAAGCUGCUUUAUCUUCCUGCUUCAUUUAAGAUGAUACUGAAGUGUUUGCUUGCUGUUUCCUGAGCGUGCAUGCCCACGUAUGAUGUGAUCCAGUUGUUUGCAGGUUGAGGAAAGAAAACUUGCAAAUAAAUUUCCCAAAGCUUUUAACAA